Messenger RNA from Prunus avium (sweet cherry), 2059 nucleotides. Its product is annotated as F-box/kelch-repeat protein At1g22040. The record is from RefSeq and is a predicted model, not a curated record. Lineage: Eukaryota; Viridiplantae; Streptophyta; Magnoliopsida; Rosales; Rosaceae. Gene Ontology annotation, molecular function: protein binding.
UGUAGUUGUGUUAUAUUCUGUAAAAACAAAAAAAUUACUUCAGAAAUGUGAUGAACACCUGGACUGCGUUGCAGCGAAUCAGAUGAGUUCGGUGACACACGCAAACAAGCAAAAAUUGUAAUAAAGAAAAGAAAAAACAAAUAAAGUGAGCAGGACGGAGGGGAUUGAGGAAGGAAUUGCGUGAAAAAGCCAAUGACUCUUGGUACUGCCUCGCUAUUAAGCUUCGCAGCAAGCACAAGAACACAGCUUCUCGUUGCCGUUUAAUUUCUCAAAUUCUCAGUUUUUUGUAGAUAUGAUGGUAGAAUUGUGAUUGAAGAGGUUCAAUUUGAUUAUAAUCUAACGAGGUUGGAGGAAGAUACCCAUGGGGACUAUUUUGAGCUUGAACCAUUCCAGGACUAGAGGGAAUGAACCUUAUGAGGUUUUACAGAGUGCACCAUGCAAGAGGCCAAGGUUGUCUUCAAGCUUUUAUGAGAAAAACCCGAGAUUGAUUCCCUGCCUUCCUGACGAGAUAUCUAUUCAGAUUCUUUCCAGAAUACCUAGGAUCCACUAUUUGAAAUUGAAGUCGGUGUCACGGACCUGGAAAGCCACUAUUUUGAGUGCUGAACUUUUCUCUUUGAGAAAAGAGAUGGGAACAACAGAGGAAUGGCUUUAUAUAUUAACAAAGGUCGCAAAUGAUAAGCUCAUAUGGUAUGCUCUUGAUCCUCUGGCCAGAAGAUGGCAAAGGUUGCCACCAAUGCCAAAUGUUUCUCGUGAAGAUGAAUCUAGGAAGGGUUUAGCUGCCCUUAGAAUGUGGAACAUGGCAGGCUCAAGUAUCAGGAUUACAGAUGUCAUCAUGGGUUGGCUUGGGAGGAAGGAUGCAAUGGAUCGAAUGCCAUUUUGUGGUUGCUCUGUUGGGGCUGUUGAUGGCUGCCUCUAUGUGCUAGGGGGAUUUUCCAAGGCUUCAGCCCUGAGAUGUGCAUGGCGAUAUAACCCAGUUACAAACUCUUGGAGUGAAUCAAGUCCAAUGUCAAUUGGUAGAGCUUAUUGUAAGACAGGCAUCUUAGAUGAUAAACUUUAUGCUGUUGGAGGGGUUACUAGGGGUCAUGGUGGAUUGACCCCUCUUCAAUCAGCUGAAGUAUUUGAUCCAAAAACAGGUGUGUGGUCCCAAAUACCAAGCAUGCCCUUUACGAAAGCUCAGGUCUUACCGACUGCAUUUUUGGCUGAUCUGCUCAAGCCUAUUGCUACUGGAAUGACUUCAUACAGGGGAAGGUUGUAUGUUCCACAGAGUUUAUACUGCUGGCCCUUUUUUGUUGAUGUUGGAGGAGAGGUUUAUGAUCCUGAGGCGAAUUCAUGGGUUGAAAUGCCCAUUGGCUUGGGGGAGGGUUGGCCGGCAAGACAGGCAGGGACGAAAAUGAGUGCCACUGUUGAUGGUGAAUUGUAUGCACUGGAUCCUUCUAGUUCUCCUGAUAAUGCAAAGAUCAAGGUAUACGAUUACCUAGCUGAUGAUUGGAAAGUUGUUGCAGAAGAUGUUCCAAUUCGUGACUUCACUGAAUCAGAGUCUCCCUAUUUGCUUGCUGGAUUCCUGGGGAAGCUUCAUGUGAUCACAAAGGAUGCCAAUCAAAAUAUUGCUGUUCUGCAGGUGUAUGUGCAGAACCAUGUUGCUUCCAUCUCAGCAGCUUCAUCCUCAUCACUCGUUGACCCCAUUGAACAUGCUGGACGACCAACAGAAUCAGAACUAGAUCUUUGGAAGGUAAUUGCCACAAGGAGUGCACUGGCGACUGAACUGGUUAGCUGUCUGGUCCUUGAUAUUUGAUGAUUGCACUUCUCUUAAUAUUGUGAGUACAGCUCAACACGGAAAGUGUUGGUUGAUAUGAUUGCUGUAAGUUUUUCUUACCCUUUUUAUCCUUUCAAAGUGUGAAAUUAGCAUCAACUCACUGUGAUAGCUCUUUACUGGAUGUAAGCAAAAUUAUAAGGUUCAGGAUAUAGCGUACUCUCUCCAUAUUCAUAGUAUAAGGCCGGUUGUCUCAAUCUAUUUCCUUUUCCGUUCUAUCAUGUUGUUUUUGAAUUUAUUUCGUAGUUA